UCUGCGGUAAUUGAAUAGUAUUGGCUGCUUGUGAUUAGUUGUAUUUUAAAAUAUAAAGCAACGCUGUAUGACCACAACAAGUCUAUAUACUCUAUACUAUCAUGUGUUUAUAAUAGAAGAAUGGUUUUUGAAUCAGUUGUGGUUAACCUUGUCAACACUUAUCUUGGCAGAUAUAUCAAAGAUUUAGAUUCUUCAAAUCUCGAUUUGAGCAUCUGGCGCGGGGAUGUGGUGCUCAACAAUCUGACACUUAAAGAUGAUGCACUGGCUGAACUUGACUUGCCUAUUCAGGUUAAAUCUGGCAAUAUUGGUAAAUUAUCAGCAGAAAUCCCCUGGUCGAAUAUAUAUACAAAGCCAGUUGUUGUAAAUAUUGAAGAUGUAUUUAUUCUUGCUGCACCAAUUACAGAAAUUGAUUAUGAUGAGAAAGGCGCUGAGGAAUGCCUGAGAGCUGCCAAGAGAAGGAGGUUGCAAGCUAUAGAUAAAUCAAGUGAACCAUUAAGUCAUGAAAAUCCUGAGGAAUCCCAAUUGUCCGACAGCUACACGUUUGUAGAAAAAUUAACCGCCCAGAUUGUCAAGAAUCUUCAGAUUUUCAUAAAGAAUAUUCACAUUCGCUAUGAAGAUAAGAUUACAACUCCUGGCAGUUCAUUCGCUAUUGGAUUGACAUUAAAGCAUUUAACCGCAGAGACCACGGAUGAAUAUUGGAAGCCAUGUGUAGUUGAGGCAACCAAAAAGACAAUUUUUAAGUUUAUAAGUCUCGAUUCUUUUGCCGUUUAUUGGAAUACAAAUAUUAACGAAAGUCAGUACGGAGGAUCAAAAGAUUGGAAGUCAUCACUUCGUUCUGACAUUAGAACGAAAGAAGCAAAGAAUGAUGAUUACGAAUAUGUCCUGGAACCAUUCUCUCUCGAAGCGCAUGUGGAAAUUGAUCAAAAUUCUGCAAUGAUAAACAACAAACCAAAGAUCACCGUUGAAGUUAUUCAACACGACAUGAUCCUUAGUCUUUCAAGAUCCCAAUUUCAAAAUUUGGUCCAUUUGAUUGAAUCGUUUGAACUGAUGAUUGCAAACGAACCGUACAAGAAAUAUCGUCCAAAUGUCCCGCUGCGAAAUAACGCCAAAAUCUGGUGGAAAUAUGCAAUAACUGCCAUUGUGAAAGAGAAUAUUAGAACGUGGUCCUGGCAGAACAUCAGAAGACAUAGGUCCCUUUAUCAUGAAUACAAAAAUGUGUACAAAACGAAACUACUUUAUGACCAAAGAGGAAUUAAGAAUGUUUCAACAUCGUUUAAAUCUAAAAUACAUGACAUUGAAGACGAAUUACAACUUUCAUCCAUUCUCAUAGCGAGGGAACAUGCUCUUGCCGAGUUUAAAACAAAUCCUGGUAUUUAUGAAGACGUUAAUCUGGAGGAAACUUCAUCUGGCUGGUGGAAUUGGAUAUUCGGUUCUAAUGAGACGAAUUACGAAUUGUCGGAAGAAAUUGAGAUCUCCUCAUCCCUAUCACUGUCUGCUUUAUCUCCGUCGGAAAAACAGCGUUUAUACGACGCUCUUGAUUAUUCUGAAAACGUCGAGGAUACCAAAUAUCCCAAAGAGUAUGUCAAAUACGUGUUGUUAUUUUCGCUGGAACGUUUCGAAGUGCAUCUGAUGAAUGAAUUAAGAAGAAACUUAAGUUUUGUGUCGAUGAGUGGUGUUUCUGGAUCAGUUCAACAUCGACCAUCUUCAUCGAAUACAAGUUUUAACUUGGAUGUUAACGAUAUUAUUCUUUAUGGUCACGGAUCAAAAUUGGACGAUGAAGCUUUACCUAAAUUGUUGUACCUUCAGACAAGGGAAAAGGAUAGCCAUUUGGCAUUUUUUGAAUUUUCGUUUGAACUUAACCCGAUACAUGUGUCUGCAGACUAUUCUGUCUUUCUUAAAUUGGAACCAGUAAAAAUUGUUCAUGAUACGAAUACUGUUAUGCAGUUUGUGAAUUUCUUCAACAUGCCACAGAGCAGAGCAUUGCAAGAGCUUACCGAAGUGGCUUCUUUGGGGAUAAUCGAGAUUCAAAAUCGUACUCGAGCUGGUCUGGAAUACGCCGUAUCACAGCAAACUAUUUUCUAUUUCGACGUCAACCUUAAAGCACCUUGCAUUGUUGUUCCUGAGUUUGGAGCAAUGGAAAAGCCCGGUUCAGUUUUUAUUGUCGAUUUCGGACACCUGACUAUUAAGACGGAUUUGAAUUCCAAACAGUCAUUAAUUCAGGAUGCAACUGAAAGCGAAUUGGAAAACAUGUUAUGUGACAACUUUGAUGUCUCAUUAAGCGACAUGCAAGUUCUUAUUGCAAGUAAAGACGAUGAUUGGUUGUCUGCACAUGCUCAGUCAAGUUCGCCAUUCCAUUUGUUACCCUCUUCUGAGAUCACUUUAGAAAUUCGAAGAAACACAAACAGCGUUUACUCCUCAUUACCUGAAAAUACGAUGAAGGGAACUCUCCCACGGCUUGAAAUCAAAUUGUCAGAAGAAAAAUAUCGGCAACUUAUGCAGUUUAUCUCCAACCUUCCUUUACUCACUGAACCUUUGGAUGACAAUGAAAAAUACGGUUUAUCCCACACAACAUAUCCAGUGACCCUUUCUCGGCAUUCUUCGCGAAUGUCCUUAGUGGAGGCAUCCGAUAUUCAAAUCAUGACACGUGAAGCUCUAACAGUUUCGAGUGAACAUCAUGAUGGAGAAUCUUUCUACGACGCUGAAGAAAAAUUCAUACAUAUCGAUGAUGACGAGGAAUGGGUUUUAGCUCCCGAUUAUUUCGAAGAAAAGGAUCCUGAGAUUGACAAGGAACGUAAUAACAGCGGGACAGAAAAACAUCCAAAGGCGAAUAAAAUUAAAUUGUCGGCCGAGUUUUCCAUUGAAAAGGUGUUUGUUGCGUUCAACAGAUUCAUACAAACAGUGGACGAGCCGUACAUUUGCUUAGAAAUAAAUGAGCUCAGCUCAAAUAUAUGUGUAAUGCAAUACGAGAUGACUGUUUCCGCAAAACUUGGGUCAGUUCACCUCACAGAUUAUUUGUUCAGAGAUGUCGAUAGCGGUCCACUCGUAGUUCUCAGCUCUAUAGCUGAAAAAGAACUUAUAUCACUUUUCUACAGAAAGGUGGAUUCAAACUGCCCGUAUAUGGAUGAAUCGUUUGAUGGUGUGCAAUGUUUAAUAAAAACCGAAUUCAAUGCAUUGAAUAUUCUGCUCCAUCGAGAAGGGAUAACAACAUUUCAAAAUUUCAUUCUGUCUCUCAUUGAAAGGAGUGAGAAACCAAACUUUCACAAGUUGGGUGAACGAGUAACAUCCUAUUUAGAAGUUAUUCCGGAAGGGGUGCAAUUGGAUGUUGUUGCACUGAACAGCGAAAAAAACGACGAGACUCCGGCACCUUUUGAAAAGACAACGAUUGAAACAACACUUGACGAGGUUCACAUAACAUUUAGUGCAAACAAUGAACACUUUUCCCUCACUAAAAUAAAAGGCCUCCGUGUGGACUCGUUUCUCGAGGAUAAACAAACACACAUAAAAGCAAGAUUGGAAUAUUUCACCGUUGAAAACAUCACCGCGAAUACUUCGUAUAAUAAAAUUUUAACAGUCGACGAUGGGAAUUUGUGUGAUUUUGAAGCUACGAUUUAUUCGAAAACGAAGAGAACUAAUCCCACCAGUGUGGACAUGGAUGUCCGUUGUCGUUUUGGCAGACUAAAAUUUGUGUUUUUGCAUAAAUUUGUUUCAGAGAUACAGGAGUUCUUCGCCUCUUUCGCAAGUCCUGAAACACGACAGUAUGCUCAAAAUGCAACCACACAGGCUGUACAAAUGCAGGUCGAACAGCUUCAAAAAAUGUCACCAAAAAUCGGUCUAAAGGUUGAUAUUAGCGCCCCAGUUAUCAAAAUUCCCCUAAACGCUAUUUCGAACGAUGGUAUCAUAAUUGAUUUGGGCUCCUUGGUUAUUCGUAAUAAACUGGAAGAAAAAGAAACUAGCUGUGGAGGAAUAAAAAAUAGAGUGCUUACAGAUAAUAUCAAGAUUACUUUGGAAUCCUUUAAUGUUAUAAGAUUCAACCCCGCAGAUUCAUGGACAGGAACCCACAAUCUUGUUGAUCCAACUGGACUGGAUAUUGCGUUAUCAAGAUGUAUCCAUGGAUUACGUCAUCAAAUGCCAGCCACAGAGAUUGAAGCUGUAUUACGGCAGCUAACGACUUCAGUCGAUGAAAGUGAUUUCAAAUUGCUGAUAGGAAUUUGGGUGGAAAAUAUACAACACACAUUGUUGCAAGAAACAUAUGAAGAUGGUAGUGUCGACGAGUUGUCCCAAAUGCCAGAGGCUGAACAACAUUUGAUUACUUUUGUUGAUGGUCCGAUAAAGACAUCCCAAGAUGUUAGCAGUGAAGUGGUUAACAUGAAAAUAUGUGCUGUAAUAGAAUAUGUUAGUUUGCAGUUCCCGCGUGCAGUGAACAAGAAGAGACUACCCUAUCUUGAAUUUAAUGCGCAAAAGCUAAAAACAGAAGUAACGUUUAGUGAGAACAACACGUUUGGCUCCGCUAGCUUGGGCGAUCUUUUUCUUAUUGACUACAGUUCAUUUGGCAGUCUUAUAAAACCACUGUCAGUUUUGGAGUCAUCGCGGAAUAAUGAUCUUAUCACCGUACAAUUUCAGCAGGAAUUAUCCCAAUCUACUCCUCAAAAAAAGACACAGAGGUUGGACGUCUUGGCAACUAUAAUGAAACUGCAUUUUGAAGAACGAUCAAUAUUAGGAAUUCAAGAUCUUCUCAAGUCGUUUACAGAAAGUUUGAAAGUAUUAAACAAUCCUGCUGGUCACGAGCUAGAUGAGUGCGCUCAGGAUGGAAAAAAUAGCCCCGAACAAGUCGACAGUGAUACAGAAGAUGACCUGCCCAAAGGAAGUGAUAAUAUGAAACUUACGGUGGUCCUUGACAAACUUGAAGUAAUUUUAAGUCGCAAAGAACGCCAAAUUGUUGGAGUAAUUAUAGAAGAUGUUUAUACUGAAGUGGUUAUUGAUGAUGAGAAGUGUGUAGUCAUUUCAAGACAAAAAGGAUUGUCAGUUACAGAUUUAGAUCCAUUAUCCAACUAUUCAAACGUUAUUUCAAUUGAAGCAGAUAGAUUGUUUGAUUUUGAGUACCGGACUCUUCCAAGCACAGUGACCUCAACCAACCGCGAGAAAUUUCUUACCACUCCCCAUAGUCAACUGUCUCUAAAUAUUGGAAAAAUUCGCUUUGUAUUUCUUUACAAAUUGCUAACAGACAUACAGGCAUUUUUUCAAAGUCUUGUUAGUCGUGAAACUACGUCAUACAGUUAUGAGCUCGCACAAAAGACAGUUCAAGAACAGCUUGAAAAUAUAGAGACGCAGGGAACAAAGAUUGCCCUCAAACUAUCCAUUGCAGCACCAUUGGUAAUCUUACCAAGUCAUUCUAGAGCAACUGAUUGCCUUAUCAUAGACUUAGGCUGCCUAAAUGCUAAGAACCAAUUCAUUCUGCGAAAGAAUAUGGAUAACGCGGACAACGAGGUCGUCGUUGAUAAAAUUGAUUUCGAUUUAGAAUCUGUACAACUGUCAAGGGGUGUGCUGGAUUUGGAUUCAAACACAAUGGCCCGUCGCCUAUUAAUGAACCCCCUGAAGAUGACCUUAGUAAUAAUGCGCUCUAUGAAAUCUGAAGCACGUUGGUUACCUUAUUUGAGCUUAGAAAUAGGAUUGGACCAUGUUGAGAUGAGAUUAGACGAAGCAGAUUAUCAGUUGCUCGUUUCUGCAAUGCAACAAAAUUACGCCGAGUCACAUGUCGUUUUUGAUAGCACAUCAGGUUUGUCCUCUGGUGAUGUAUUUGUUGGUGAGCCAAAAGAUUAUUCAGAUACAUCAAGGGGGCUUGUUCAAGAGAGAACAAUACAAGUGGAACAAAACACAGUAUGGGAUACGACUGUAGUUGUGUUUGCAUUUUCUGGUCUCAGUCUUUCUUUGUACAACGAUGAAAACGACACUAAACUCUCCAAGGUUUCUUUUCAACUACACCGUACAGAAAAAACGCUUUGCACGUGCGAGCUCCAGAAAAGCAACGGCACCGUCACAGUACGUAGUGAUUCGUCCAUCGAUCUUCGGCUUUACCUCUAUGGUUGCAUUAUUGAAGACGCGCGACCCAGCAAAAUGACUGCUUUUCCAAGAAUGCUCUCACACAAAACAGAGCAAAAACAUGGAAGACGUUCUCAGUUUAAGUCCAACAACAAAAACCGUCCUAGCAUGAUCGAAGUUUCAUACAAACAAACACCUGUUGGACAAAUGAUUGUGGACUUAACUAUGCAAGAUCCAGUAUUGUACAUCAGUUUUCCUCUUCUGUGGUCAUUACUUGAUUUCUUCGCCGUAAACUCUAAUACUGAAGCUGUUGUGUUUAAUGAUGCAGGUACUACCCUGUCUCAGUCAACAGGAGACCACGACAGUCAAUCUUCAGCUUACGUCCUUGAGGUAAAUGGAGCCUUAAACAACCCUGAGAUAGUGUUGUUAGGAGAACCUGAAAACCCAAGCAGUUCCGCCCUAAUAGUUCAAACAAGCAUUGAAUUUGAGUAUAAACUGGUUGAUAACCAACAAAAUUUCUCAACGACGAGCAAAGACCUUAUUGUUCAUUCUUGUCGAUAUCCUGAUCGGGAAAAAACACUGUACAAGGUUGUUAAACCUUGCGCCAUCGAUUUCCGUUAUUCCUAUCCCGGCAGUGAUUGCGAGGGGCAAGAAAUUAACCUCUGUGUUCCACAAAUGACAAUAAAAGCUUCUCCAUUGUUGCUGAAAACGCUACUGGCGAUCUAUCAGUCAUUUUAUGGUGAUCAAGAGAUCACAGAGGAACGCACACCCCAGCCAGAUUUGAAUGUGGACCAAAACGUGGAUCUGUGGCGUCCUCAACCAAUAUGCAAAGACGACUGGAAACAAGAUCGGGCUCCAGUUCGUUUACCAUCGAGAAUCCAUUUAAACACAACUGUAACUGAAAAGCUUUCCUUGGAGAUGAAAUCAGUCCGUUUAACUCUUUAUAAUGAAGUCAUGGGCCAUCGCGUGCCACUCCUGUUGAUGAAUUCCAGUGUUGUUUUUAACUUGAAAGACUGGAGCUCUGAGCUAAAACUUGUAGCUAACUUAUCUCUGGAAGCGUGGUAUUAUAACGAGACAUUUGCAGCCUGGGAACCACUCAUGGAAAGUGAAGAAACAUUAAAUGAAAGACACCUCUGGCAAUUGGAACUGAAGAUAUUUAAAGCCGACAGUCACAGUCUGUCGUUCACACCAGACAGCGAAGAACAAAAAUUGAUUGAUAAAGAGGAUUUUAGAAGCUUAGCUUCGUCGCAUGUUAUUGAAAGUUCCAGCCCCGUUUUACACCAACGAAGCCCAGUUCAAUUUGCAACACCAGAUUUCGACCAGUAUCGCUCUCAGACAUCUUCUGACAUGCUGACCCGAGGCGGUCACUUCAACGUGAGUGAAAUUCGACCACUAGAAAUAUUCGACGAUGCGGAUAGUUAUCUGAGCCAUCGCUCGCCACUGUUGUCAGAAUGUAGGACGGAUGUAUCAUCAGAUAUUCCACAAGCUACGUAUAUUGUUCUGAGUUCUGAAGAUAUAAUGCAGUUAACUGUCACACGUCCAGCUGUUGAUGUCCUUACUGAAAUUUCUGUGAUUUUUGCCGACGUUACCUCAGCAGCUCCAAGUGAAACAGAUGUGAUGGAAUCGCCGUUCGUUGUUGUUAAUGACCUGGGGAUCAACACAUCCGUAUCUUUGAGCUACCGCCAUGAGACAAUUCAGAAGUCGACGCCAGAAUUAACUAUUACAAAAAGAAAUCGCAUGGGAUAUGCAGACGGUUAUCAAGAUACCUCAAAGAGUUAUCCAGCUGGGCUUUAUAAAUUAGAUACACCAAGGGAUAAAACAGGUGUUUCAAUGUUGAGUAAAGAUGACAGUGUUAUACAAGAGGAUCAAGAUGAUAUGGAAGGUGAGGAUUGCAUAGCUUAUGUGCAUGGGAAAGAUGGCGAAAUAAAGGUGACGAAAGAGAAGAAAUUUACUCGCAGCAUCUCUAUGCCUGCGAAAGACAUGCGUACUAUGGUAAAACUAGUGGAAGAAAAGGAGCGUAAAAGGAAAAAUCCUGUAAAGCGUCUCGUAGAUGUCGUAGCUGAGAAGCAUUCUCCGGAGGCAGUUGAAACAACGAUACAUGAAAGCGAAGAGGUAAUUGUUCCAGAAAUGAAAUUGGGUAUAGAUUUACACGAUAAAGAUACUGAAAGAGAACCUAAAGAUGGAGAAGAUGCGGUUAGGUUUGAUAAGAAGCCUAAGAAUGAAAGGAGUUCUGAGGCAAAGAAGAGGGUAAUUUUGGACAACAUCGAUGAAGAUUCACCGGAUGGAGAAAAGAAGCACGAGGAAAACAAUGAAGCAGAAACAAGUGGCAAUGAACAGGCACCAAGCUUUAUAUCUGGUGCUUUUGCUACAAUGGGUCUUAUUGCCGGAAUAAGUGGUCAUCCAAUCAGUAGCGCAGAUCAGUUGAUUGGGCAACCUGCUGAGGAGAAAAAGGAAGUCUUGUUCGAGAGGCCAGAAUACAAGAAAGCAGACGACUAUAUUUCUAUUCAGAUUGCUGGUUUUGACGAAUUGUCGUUCGUUCCUGUAUCUCGUGCUGGUCGCUUUCUCUACCAACUUUAUCCUAAAAAGCGUGGCAGGUAUUGUUAUAUCGUAGUUCAAAUCGAAAUUGAACAUAGCCAAAAGCGAGUCACUAUCCGGGCGCCACUACAGGUGAAGAACAACUUAGAUGUAGCGAUUGAUUUGAUUGAAGAAAAUGCAAGUAAAGAGGGAAAUGAUCGAAAGAUCUGCACCAUUCAACCGAAGGAAGUUGGAAACCUACCCCUGUUUAAUGCUCACAAAGAAAAAUUUUUUCUCAAGCCAGCAGCUAUCGAUGGGUUCAAGAAGAGCACAACUUGGGUUUCUUGGCAGCAUUUGUCGGACGAAAAGCAAACGAGUAUUGUGACCUGCUUACCCGAGGAGGCCGGACCAAAUUACGCAUUUUGUGUCAAGGUUCUUUGCGAGAGAGACUCACUAAACAUAUAUCCUUCAAGAACCGCUCCACAUCACAUUUUACAACUUUAUCCCACAAUUAGCUUUGGAAACUUUCUUCCAUUUUCCGUAACGUUGAAACACGAGGAUUCAGAUGUUGAAAUCAUGAACAUUGAACCCGGAAAGCGUCAUCAGCUUACAUGCGUGACAACGAAUAAACAAUCGACAUUUUUGCUGAAGGUGGAACAAUACAUGAAGACGUCUUGGAGUGGCUUGUUUAAACUGGGUGGUGAUAGUCAGCCGGAUCUUUUGAUUGAGAUGCAACCAGAGCGAGAUGUAUAUAAUAAACUGUUCAUACGUUUCGAGUAUAUCGACAAAGGAAGCCUUGGUGUUAAUUUUUAUUCCUCCUACUGGAUGGUUAAUAAAACAAAUUUAAGCAUCGCGUACAGGGCGACAAAAAGUUCAAGUGAGACAUACAAGCAAAUGGCAUCUGACACCGAACCAUUACUUUUUGAAUCAUCUAACACUAAAAAGAUAAUGCUAAAGCUUCACGGUUGCGAUUGGUCGAAGAGUUUUUCCUUGGACGCUCUGGGAAAUGCCGGCGAUUUAGUGUGUGAAGAGAUAAAAACUUCCAGAGAGUAUGAGAUGGCUAUAUCCAUUGAGUUAUCCAGUAACCGACUGACUAAAAUCCUGACAAUAAUGCCCAAAUUUGUAAUUAUUAACAAAACUGAGCGUGUGCUGUCAAUUUGUGAGACCGGCCAGAAGGAUGGACUUUGGAUAAUCAUAAAGCCAAAUCAGUGUGUUCCGUACUGGCCAAUAACUAAGUCCAAUGCAUUUCUGGUGAAAUUGUCAGACAGUAUGUUAACUUCAAAGGUUAUACGAAUGGAUUCGCUCUUCCCAGCAAUAUUUAGGGUUGGUCAUGGUGUUUUGUUGGAAAUGAACACAGAGAUUACGGAAAGUUCCACUACCAUAGUCUUUACACAGGGGUGCGCUAGUAAUUUACCCAGGCUCGAAAAUCUAUGUGAAGAUAUUUCAAUCAAAUUACAUCAAAAGGAUUCAGGCACAACGACCGUCCUUUUACCACUGACCUCUAUUGUUUAUCUGUGGGAUGAGCCUGGCGGGGACCUUACGUUGUUAUGGCAACCUGAGAAUUACCACAAUCACCCAGAAAACAUUCCUCUUAAUAAGGAUGGGUUUGGUCAUGUUAAGUUGCGUUCCAAAAAAAAGAAGUCGUCUAGUAUUGGCUGCAUGGGAAGACGAUCAAGACGUUUAUCAGAACCUGUUACGCAAAUGGAGCCACCGGAAAGCAGGCGCAAAAGCGAUCGUGAAUUUAUCGUAGGGAAAACGAUUUAUUGGAUGUCUUUUUUAGACGGUUUUCAAAGAGUAGUUACUUUUACUGAUGAUCCAAUAGUCGCAAGAGAAACGCGUAAGCAAUGUGAAGGUGAACCUGUUACCACUGAGAUAUUUUUAUCACUUGAUGGUGUUCGAUUAUCUGUCGUCAACCAAGAACAAUCAGAAAUUAUCUAUUUAGGCAUCUCAAGCGCAACAUCUAUUUGGGAGGUGGAAAAAUCCCCCAAAAAAUGGAGGGUUCUUAAUGUGGAAACAUCUUCAAUCUUAGAAGAAGCUUGGAGGAACAAUUUUCCCACGCAGAAGCUGGCUAAGGAUGUUGAGGUCGACUUUGAUACGAUGACGUUAAUAAAGCCUUAUCGUGGUUCAUUAAAUAGAAGAUGUGAACCAGGACUUUGGAUACACUAUUCCGCAUCUCUUAAUUAUGAAAGUUUUUCCGCCAAAAUUCAUCGGGUUCAGAUUGACAAUCAAAUAUUCGGGACCAUUUUUCCGUGUGCCUUAUAUCCAUCGCCUCUGCCAAGUCUUAUUACUCAAAGAUAUGGAUUCAAGCCAUUUUUUGAACUAUCCGCCAUCUACCGCAACGAUACUAAGCACAAUUUCCUCCAUCUUAGGUAUUUUAAAGUUCUAAUUCAGGAAAUGAAUAUUAAGCUCGAGAAGGAGUUUCUUCGUGCAAUCUACAAUUUAAUCUAUGGCGACGACACAAGUGAACAAGAUGCGGAGACACUUUUUAACCAGGACUUACGAAAUAUGUCACUUACAUUGGAAGAUACGUUGAUCAAAAGUGGUUCUUUGGAUACACAUCGACUGUUUCUCGAAGUGUUUCACCUAUCUCCAUUGAAGGUUAAUCUCAGUUUAUCCCUCAGAAGUGGGCUUUAUCAAUCUGAAAAACAUGGCGAUUCGGAUCUUUUUCAAGUUCUAAUCAACUCCGUUGGUUCGCCACUGACAGAGGUUAACGAUGUUUUAAUAAAGCUGGCUUAUUUUGAAAGAGCUGGUCUUUUCAUAACAGAAAACUCUCUGAUUUCAAGUGCUAAGAAGCAUUACACUUGGCAGGCUCUCCGGCAAUUUCACGCCAUUGCACUAGGUCUGGAUGUUCUAGGAAAUCCCUAUGGUCUUCUCACUGAUAUAGGUGAAGGUGUAAAGGACCUAUUUUAUGAACCAUACCAGGGUAUUGUCCUGGGACCACAGGAGUUCGCGACAGGACUUGCCAGAGGAGUAAAAAGCCUUUUGGGUCACGCUAUUGGGGGUACAGCAGGUGCUAUGUCAAAGAUUACUGGUACAUUCGGACAAGCCUUUGCGUCUCUGUCAUUUGAUGAGGACUAUCGAAUGAAACGGCGGUUACGUAUGGCUAACGGUCCGGCGAGUAUUCAGGAGGGUGUCGCUAUGGGAGGAAAAAGCUUCCUUAUGGGUUUAGUUUUUGGCGUAUCUGGUGUUGUUACGAAGCCUAUUCAAGGUGCUCGAGCCGAUGGUGUUGAGGGAUUUUUCAAAGGAUUUGGAAAGGGUAUAAUGGGACUUGUUACCCGACCUACAGUAGGAGUGUUUGACAUGGUCAGCACAACACUGGAUGGAAUACGAAGGUCUGCUGAGCAAGAUGGCGAAGAUGUGGUCGUCAGGAUGCGAAUGCCAAGAUUUAGUCCACCAGAUGCUCCUUUACGCCCUUAUCUUGAAUACCAAGCAAAUGGAAAUGCUAUAAUGAAGAGUUUACCAUGGUCGAGGGAAAUAAUACGCGAUGUCUAUAUUGAUCACACGCCGCUCCCAAAAGAUGGCAAUUCUUCUAUAGUCAUUUUUACUAACAUGAGGAUUUUGGAAGUGCAUCAAACUGCAUUCUGGAGUGAGUGGAAAAUCAACGAGGAUAUAAAAUAUGAUGAUAUUUCAGGAAGUGUUAAAUUAAGUCUAAGUGGAAUGGAAAUUUGUACCAAAACUGACAGUUUAAUAAGAAUUGAAUCUACUGACCUCGCUACUUUACAGAUGGUACAAAGGAAGCUGGAAGAACAUUUGUAUCAUUAUCGAACUGCACACUAAAUGGCAUCUUUGGUAUUCCAAGUAAGCUGAAGUGUGUGAAUACUAAUCUACAGCCGGGCAUUUCUGCGAAAAACUGAAAUCGGCCUCAUGUUAUACCUCGCUGACACAACGUGUUUAUAGCCAAAUGUAUGUAGCGCAGAAUUAAAUGUCACAACCCAAGUCAAGUUAAAUACCCAUAGCCAUACCUAAUUUUUCAUCCCAAACAAACGAAUAUAUUUUAAAAACAAUUUUCUAUCUUUCAGUUGUAAAUAACAGUACUGGUAGGGAUUUCCGUAAAGCCAAUUUGUUACCGUAAUGGUAAACGCCCCAUUUUACAAUCUAACUGUAGGUUACAGUUUAAUUUUUAAUCUUAAUUUUUACAACUCAAACGUUAUAAUUUGAGAUACGUGCGAUUCUAAUACCAUGGAACUAUCACUUCACCGGAUCGUUAAUUUG
Messenger RNA from Dendronephthya gigantea, 12762 nucleotides. Its product is annotated as vacuolar protein sorting-associated protein 13C-like. Lineage: Eukaryota; Metazoa; Cnidaria; Anthozoa; Malacalcyonacea; Nephtheidae. Bases 121 to 12327 code for a protein of 4068 amino acids. The transcript is spliced from 112 exons. Gene Ontology annotation, biological process: protein targeting to vacuole; protein retention in Golgi apparatus. The record is from RefSeq and is a predicted model, not a curated record. Gene Ontology annotation, cellular component: extrinsic component of membrane.